AUCUUUUUUCGUCCUUUUCCACGGUGCGGCAAUACAGUAACAUUCYGUGCCACUGCCWCGGAGAAAACGAGACAACGCCAGGUGCAUCGAGAGAGCGAAACAAUCGAGCAGCGGCAGGUGGCUUGUAGGGCAAUCUUCGCAGACACCGGUUGCACGACGGCGUGACAGAAGGUUGCACCGGCGUUUCACGACCCAACAAACACACACUCAACACAGCAACAAAACAACCAACGACAAGGGCACUGUUACGUCCGCACCGCCACCAUGAGCCGGACCAUGAAACCGGAGGAGCUGAUCCGCGCCCUCGCCUUUGUGGCRAACCCGGAAGAGCUGAUCAAGCCGGACCCUUCGGUCGUCACCCCGAAGAUCCGGGACGACAGCAUCGGGGACGGCUUUCGCGCCACCGUCGCCAAGGGCCUCGGCAAGAUCCUCUCGGCGAACGCCCUGGACCUCUACGGGAUCGAGGAGCACGAAGAGGAGGACCCGGGGGAAGCCGGAGAAGACCCGGGGGAAGCCGGGGGGGACCCUUUGCCGGAAACAGAAACCACCGGCGCGGGGGGRCUGGCCUCGUCGAUGAAGCUCGGGAGCAGCCAGGCCCCGUCGUCGAGGAGGCUCAAGCGGCAGACCUCGGAGGUUUGCUUCGGAACGGUYGAGGUGAGAAAGUACCCCAUCACGAUCGGGUCGAACCCCUCGGUGAGCCGUGGGGUCCCCACCACCAUCGAGUGGGACCACCUCAAGGGCGAGACGGAGACCAAGCACAUCAACGCCUACGAGCGCGACCGGCCCAACGAGGAACGGAAGCGCGGGGACGACCUGGUCCUGGACUCGAUCACGAGGGCGAGGAUGCUAAAGAAUCUGGGCUACACCAAGCCGGAGCUCAUGGAGGCGAUGCGGGAGGUCAACGAGUCCCGGAGGAACUAGUUCCAGUGGCAGAAGCGAUUGAAUUGAAUUGGAUGCGAUGCGAUGCGAUGCGAUGCGAUUCGGUUCGGUUCCAUUCGGUUCGGUGCAAAGAAAAGGAGGCAGGAGACCAAACACCAAAGCACCGUGGUGCUGCACGGAACCCGAUCUUGAUUGCUUCUGUGCGUACGACCCACCCCAAGCGGAUGCGAAUCGAGACGGACGGCACGGCACGGCCGCAUUUUUGUUUCGUUGGAGGCAUUGUGCAUUUGCAUUCCGAUUCCAUACCCCAAGCAUUCUGCAGGCACACCCAUGCAAACACAGACACGCAACACAUUCGCGCACAUGUACAAUUAGACACACACAGAUUUAUCCACCCCCACCCUCACCCACACGCAACACACUCCGAUGGGACGGCCCUGCCUUUUCCCCCUGCCCCAACUCUCAAAAGUAUGGAGGAUAACAUCUAAAAUGUCAAAAACUGGAUUUCACAAAGAAGGAACGGCGAAACCCAUAGGGGGAACCGGAAUCGGACGCUCGCAUUAAAGUCGACAUAGUGAG
Pseudo-nitzschia multistriata is the source of this 1458-nucleotide messenger RNA. The record is from the annotation of a GenBank genome assembly. Lineage: Eukaryota; Bacillariophyta; Bacillariophyceae; Bacillariales; Bacillariaceae.